GGAAGUGCAAACCGGCUAGCAUUCUUACUGGUGUGGCUGCUGUCUUCCGCGCGGCUUCUUUCAAGAUGCCAGGAGCCGCGGCCAAGGUCUCGGAGUUGUCCGAGAGGAUCGAGAGUUUCGUGGAGGCCCUGAAGCGGGACGGUGGGCGGCGCAGCUCCGAGGACAUGGCUCGGGAGACCCUGGGGCUGCUGCGCCAGAUCAUCACGGACCACCGCUGGAGCCACGCAGGGGAGCUGAUGAAACUGAUCCGCAGAGAGGGCCGGAGGAUGACGGCCGCGCAGCCCUCAGAGACCACGGUUGGCAAUAUGGUGCGGAGAGUGCUCAGAAUCAUCCGGGAGGAGUAUGGCAGACUCCACGGACGCAGCGACGAGAGCGACCAGCAGGAGUCCCUGCACAAACUCUUGACAUCCGGAGGCCUGAGCGAGGAUUUCAGCUUCCAUUAUGCCCAACUCCAGUCCAACAUCGUUGAGGCAAUUAAUGAGCUGCUUGUGGAGCUGGAAGGGACAACAGAGAACAUUGCAGCCCAGGCUCUGGAGCACAUCCACUCUAAUGAGGUGAUCAUGACCAUUGGCUUCUCCCGAACAGUAGAGGCCUUCCUCAAAGAGGCUGCCCAGAAGAGGAAAUUCCAUGUCAUUGUGGCAGAGUGUGCUCCUUUCUGUCAGGGUCAUGAAAUGGCAGUCAAUUUGUCUAAAGCAGGUAUUGAGACAACUGUCAUGACUGACGCUGCCAUUUUUGCAGUGAUGUCAAGAGUCAACAAGGUGAUCAUUGGCACAAAGACCAUCCUGGCCAACGGUGCCCUGAGAGCUGUGACCGGAACUCACACUCUAGCAUUGGCAGCAAAACACCAUUCUACCCCACUCAUUGUCUGUGCCCCUAUGUUCAAGCUUUCGCCACAGUUCCCCAGUGAAGAAGAUUCAUUUCACAAGUUUGUGGCUCCUGAAGAAGUCCUGCCCUUCACAGAAGGUACAGAAGUACCUGUGUGUGCACGGGACAUCCUGGAGAAAGUCAGCGUUCAUUGCCCUGUGUUUGACUAUGUCCCCCCAGAGCUCAUUACCCUCUUUAUCUCCAACAUCGGUGGGAAUGCACCUUCCUACAUCUACCGUCUGAUGAGUGAACUCUACCAUCCUGAUGAUCAUGUCCUUUGAUACCACUCGUCCUGAGCAGAAGCUGCUUAGGCAAACCCAGAAUGGAGAGGGCACUUUGGUGCCACUGCCGAAACGCAUUUUCCUUGUAGUGACUGGAGUCAACCCAAAAAAGCUGGAUACUGUUUCCUGCCGUUUUAGUCAUCCCGCGACAAGGAUGCAUGUCCAGGACUGGUUUGGUGUAGGGGUGGGUUUUUUUUUGUUUUUUUUUUUUUCCUUUUGCCUUUCACAUCUUAACAGAGCAGCAGGGCUUGACCUAUUGAUUUUGGAGCUUCUUAGUGACCUGGGGUGUCUGUUUCAGGAACUUAAACUUUCUGGUUCACUGGUGUGUUAAACAUAACACUGAAUAGCUUGCUGGGAUACAGGUUUUUCCUCAGAAAUGGCGACCACACCUUUUUGUAGGCUGUGCCAAUAAAAGCUGCUCGAAGGUUCCGGAAUUGGUUUAUUUAUUGUUCUGCCCUGAUUGAACUGCCUGAAA
Molecule: messenger RNA, 1620 nt
Organism: Pteronotus mesoamericanus
Lineage: Eukaryota; Metazoa; Chordata; Mammalia; Chiroptera; Mormoopidae
Gene: EIF2B2
Product: eukaryotic translation initiation factor 2B subunit beta
Exons: 8
Coding region: 66-1145 (359 amino acids)
Biological process (GO): translational initiation
Cellular component (GO): eukaryotic translation initiation factor 2B complex
Molecular function (GO): guanyl-nucleotide exchange factor activity; translation initiation factor activity
Source: RefSeq, a predicted model, not a curated record